This is a messenger RNA of Ixodes scapularis (black-legged tick), 1966 nucleotides long. RefSeq names its product putative nuclease HARBI1. The record is from RefSeq and is a predicted model, not a curated record. The transcript has 5 exons. The coding region runs from base 1 to 1161 and encodes 386 amino acids. NCBI's taxonomy places the organism in Eukaryota, Metazoa, Arthropoda, Arachnida, Ixodida, Ixodidae.
AUGCAGUCCGUUCACGCUGUCCCCGUGGCUCAGGCCUUCCAGAGUGCGCCUGCUGAGUAUUCCGUGGGCCAUGUUCCCGUUGGAUACACCGCGGGUCCUGAUCCCGUUGCGUACGCCUUGGGAAAGCUCCACUCGCCUACAGUCUUCGUCAGGGCAAGAGUGCCUAAAAGAGGCAGCAUUAUGGGAAAUCCUAGAGAGUUUUACAACGAAGAAGAGGCGCAAAGUGGCCAAGAUUUUAGGCUGCAAGUUCCUCGCGGACGGCCGGCCAUAGACGUUACCAAGCAGACUCUGAUAUUCGUGUGGAGUCUUGCCAACCUGGAGUGCUUCAGGUCUGUUGGAGACCGCUUUGGACUCUCCAAGUCUACGGUGUGCAGGGUAGUGCACCGAGUUGGUCUAGCUGUUUUGACCCAGAGCCCAAACUUCGUGUCGUGGCCGACGGAGAAAAAGGCACUGCAUAUUAUAUCCGGCUUCGAGGCGAAAGCAGGCUUCCCUGGAGUCCUGGGAGCAAUCGACGGAAGUCAUAUCGUUUGCAAGGGGCUUCAGGGCAAGGAUGCCCAGUCGUACAUCAACCGACAUAGAUUGCCAUCGGUGCUCCUUCAAGCUAUCUGCGACCACGAGGCCAAGUUCCUUCACUGCAGCGCAGGAGAUCCCGGGUCCGUGCACGACGCACGCAUGUACAGGCGGUCCGAGCUACCGACGAUCUUGACUGCGGACAAGUUCCCCUUCGACAGCCACCUGCUCGGAGAUGGCGCGUACCCGCUGCGACAAAGCCUCCUUGUCCCCUACAGGAACAACGGCCGGCUAACUGAGCAGCACAGAAACUAUAACACAAAGCACGCAACAACGCGAGUGGCUAUAGAGCGGGCCUUUGGGAUUCUCAAGGGGCGGUUCCGACGUCUCAAGUACAUUGAAGCCCGCCGCCCAGAACGCAUUGUCACGACGAUUGUGGCAGCCUGCGUCAUGCACAACGCGUGCAUGGAGUGGCGGGACAUCUACGACGGUCCCCUACACACCGAGGACGAUGGACCCGCAGGUGACGGUACGGACAGCGACUCCAGCGAGUCCGGUGGGUCCUCCUCGGACGAAGACGACGCACCCACGGCGAGUCGCGACAAGGCCAGGGGCAAGGCAAAGCGAGAUUUUAUCAUGCAUAGCCUGUGAAGCCCCGGUAUAUAUGUACAUAGUUCAUGUUUAUUAACAAGAAUAGGAGACCAACCUAUUUUUUUUAUUCUUUAUGUAUUCAUCAAGUUACUGUUAAUAAUUAAAAACUAGUUGGAACUUUCACAUUUCUUUGUGAUCCCGUGGUUACGCGAACAUGUUAAUGAUUGUGACUUAUAUCUUCACACACUCACACAAAAUAAAUAACAUUGAAGGUGAACACAUCUUUGCAGCUCUUUGCUCGUCAAUUAAAAUCUAGAUUACAAAGUUUCAAACAUCAUAGCUCUUCUUCCGCUCUGGCUUUUUCUGCUUUCUUGAGUUCUAUAAAAUCUUUAAAAAAACAAUUAAAAUCCUCUAGGGCCUUGACUUUCCUUUCUUCUAAGGCCAUUUUUUUGGACAGCAACUCAUGUGACUCCGAGAGUUUCGACUUUCUCUUGCUUCCUCGGCUGCACUCCGCCUUCGGCUCCUCUCCGGUUUCCCUGACGCUCAGACCAACUGAGGUGCUCGCAACAGCCAGAGGGACCACCUCCGGCCUUCGCCCGAAGAUUUCAUCCAUUUCCUUGAGGAAUGGCCAAUCCUUCCUGCGAGAUUAAUACAGUGCUGAAAGAUUUCAUCAAAAUCUCACUCAAGAAAUAUAAAAAUGGAGACUUGAAAUGCGUACCUGUCGUUGCCGCUCUUGGCGUUGUGGUCCUUAACACCUUUAUACGCUUUUUUCAAAUUUUUCCAUUUAUUGCAACACUGGUCCUCAGUGACUGGGUACCCCAUUUCAUUGAGGGUCUCGGCCAGCCUGAAAUAAAUCACCACCAAU